Austrofundulus limnaeus is the source of this 1409-nucleotide messenger RNA. RefSeq names its product 5'-AMP-activated protein kinase subunit beta-1. The record is from RefSeq and is a predicted model, not a curated record. The transcript is spliced from 7 exons. Bases 363 to 1160 code for a protein of 265 amino acids. Gene Ontology annotation, biological process: signal transduction. NCBI's taxonomy places the organism in Eukaryota, Metazoa, Chordata, Actinopteri, Cyprinodontiformes, Rivulidae. Gene Ontology annotation, cellular component: cytoplasm; nucleotide-activated protein kinase complex; nucleus. Gene Ontology annotation, molecular function: protein kinase binding.
GUGUUUCUUCACGGAGCCUGWAGUCCUCCCCUCCUGUCCUGAACGACGAAAACAGACGAUAAAGGACUGAUAACCACUUAAAGAAAACAAGUAAGAGGAACCGAAGUAGAAACCUCAGCUCAAAGUUAACCACACUCAGCUGCUCGGUCGAUAAUUGUGCGCUGGACUCAGCAAAGAGUGUCGGAUUCAAACUUCUCCAAAAAAAAAAAAAGAGAAAGAAAGAAAAGAAAAGGCGAGGACCUUCGGUCGGACAAGUUGGAACCACAAACAUACUCCUUGACUUCACCUGGGAAGAUUUAGGUGGGUUUCUGGCCCGUUUUUCUAACUACUCGUCUGGUGUGACGCGGGUCCCACAGUUCAGGAUGGGGAACAGCAGCAGCGAUCGCUCCAGCGGUGAGAGGACCUUCAGGGACGGACACCCCGGAGGGAAAGAAGCUCGUCCCAACAUCAUGAUGGACAGCACCGAGGACACAGACCUGUUCCACAGAGACGACCCAAAGGCUUCGCCGGACAUGCAGGAGUUUCUGGCGUGGCAACAGGACCUCGACUGCGAAAGUAAAAGCCCAGCGCAGGCCCGACCCACAGUGUUCAGAUGGACAGGUCCUGCUAAGGAGGUCUUUGUGUCUGGMUCUUUUAACAACUGGGCCACCAAGAUCCCCCUCAACAGAAGUCAGAAGAACUUUGUGGUUAUAGUGGAUCUGCCGGAGGGAGAGCACCAGUACAAGUUUUGUGUAGACGGUCAGUGGACUUUGGAUCCAGCUGGGUCAGUAACAACCUCUAAAACUGGAACAGUCAACAAUGUCAUCCAGGUGAAGAGAACUGACUUUGAAGUCUUUGAUGCCCUCAGGAUCGACUCGCAGGAUUCCACAGACCUGUCUGACUUGUCCAGUUCUCCACCUGGUCCCUACCAACAGGAUGGAUAUACAAUUAAACCAGAAGACAAGAUCAAGCAGCCUCCUUUCUUACCRCCCCACCUGCUCCAAGUGCUGCUCAACAAGGACACCGGUGUCUCUUGUGACCCGACGCUGCUGCCAGAGCCCAACCAUGUGAUGCUCAAUCACUUGUAUGCCCUCUCCAUCAAGGACGGGGUGAUGGUUCUCAGUGCGACACACCGAUACAAAAAGAAGUAUGUGACCACUCUUCUGUACAAGCCAGUAUAACCGACAGAGCCAUCUCAUUUUCAAAUGAAGGAGUGUUGUAUUAUACAGCUGCUAUUUGUCAUAUUUAGUGGAAACUGGACCAAAGUCUAUUUCUGAUACUUUAAACUUUUCUCCUGAACAUUUAUUUGUGUUUCUUUGUUGAAGUCAUGAUAGCUGUCAAAUAUGCAGGUUUUCAGUGUUUGUAAAUUUUUAUAUGCUUCUAACACAAUUUAUGCAUCAUUAAAAGAUUGUUUGAGGUGAUUAAUGUAA